This is a messenger RNA of Ananas comosus (pineapple), 1687 nucleotides long. RefSeq names its product ATPase ASNA1 homolog. NCBI's taxonomy places the organism in Eukaryota, Viridiplantae, Streptophyta, Magnoliopsida, Poales, Bromeliaceae. The record is from RefSeq and is a predicted model, not a curated record. Gene Ontology annotation, molecular function: ATP binding; ATP hydrolysis activity. Bases 589 to 1434 code for a protein of 281 amino acids. Gene Ontology annotation, biological process: post-translational protein targeting to endoplasmic reticulum membrane. The transcript is spliced from 8 exons. Gene Ontology annotation, cellular component: GET complex.
CUCCAUCGUCCUCUCCCAGGUCCGCCAGUCCGUCCUCGUCAUCUCCACCGACCCCGCCCACAACCUCAGCGACGCCUUCCAGCAGCGCUUCACCAAGAUCCCCACCCUCGUCAACGGCUUCACCAACCUCUACGCCAUGGAUAAUUGGAGAAAUUUUCUUUCCUUAUUGACACGAGGGUGGCUCUUGAAGGUGUAUAUCCUGAGUGCCUUGUUUACUAUUUUAAGGAGGGCUGAAAGUUAAGGGAGAAAACCGCACAUUAAAAGCAAUCAGUGUAAGACAUCAUAUUUCAAAGACAGACUUUCUAUAGUUCUUACUGUUGUUAAAUGGUCGAUUUUUGGGAUUAUACCGUGUUCUGCAUUUGGUUUACGCUGUCUUUAUACAUGUGGGAACACUAGAACACAAACAUACUCUACAUAAAAAUACAAAAAGAAUUGACUACGGUGUUGUUGGAUGCUUCUGGGGCGUGGUGCUUUUGCUUUUUCGGGAUGUCUGAUCUGCAUUGAGAGAUCUUAUUGAGACCGAUUUCAAGAUGGGCUUGCGUGUUGACAUGAAGAUUCUUGUUAUUGGACAUUUGCACAUGGAUCUGAAUGCAUAUCCUAUGCAUGAAAGAAAGUGAAGUGGAUCCUAAGGUAGAAAACGAUGAAUUACCUAAUGACGAAGGGAUCGACAGCUUCCUUUCCGAACUAACAAAUGCAAUUCCUGGAGUUGAUGAGGCUAUGAGUUUUGCUGAAAUGCUGAAAUUAGUUCAAACAAUGGAUUAUUCGGUCAUAGUGUUUGAUACUGCUCCAACUGGCCACACGUUACGCUUGUUGCAAUUUCCAUCAACCUUGGAGAAAGGUCUGGAAAAAAUGAUGAGCUUGAAAAAUAAAUUUGGUGGCUUGUUGACCCAGGCUACUCGUCUUUUUGGUCUUGGUGAUGAAUUCAGUGAGGAUGCAAUGCUGGGGAAACUUGAGGGCAUGAAGGAUGUGAUUGAACAAGUGAACAGACAAUUUAAAGAUCCGGACUUGACGACCUUUGUGUGCGUAUGCAUUCCAGAGUUCCUUUCGCUCUAUGAAACCGAGAGAUUAGUGCAAGAGCUAGCAAAAUUUGAGAUCGAUGCCCACAAUAUCAUCAUCAAUCAAGUACUUUUUGAUGAGGAAGCCGUUGAUUCGAAACUGCUGAAAGCACGGAUAAAAAUGCAGCAGAAAUAUAUCGAUCAGUUCUAUAUGUUGUAUGAUGACUUCCACAUUACCAAGCUGCCUUUACUUCCUGAAGAAGUUUGUGGAGUUCAAGCUCUGAAAACUUUUUCCCAGCACUUCCUUACACCAUACAAGCCUGCACUAACAAGGGGCACUGUAAAGGAAUUGGAACAUAGGAUAUCGAUCUUAAAGUCGCAGCUCAAUGAAGCUGAGUCAGAACUGGAAAGGCUGAAGAAAGGCAAGCAGAAGGCCUGAUCCCUCUUUUCAUGUAACCCUCUUUUCUUCCUUCGUUCUCCUCUACAAUAAGAAUAGAAAAUCUCAACGACAUUUCAUCUGAUUCUCAUGCAUGGCUCGCCCCAUUUUCACUUCUUUUUUACUUCCGUAUCCUAAUUUUCUUUUUUUUUUUGGUUUGUAUUUGUUAAUUAGAUUAUUCUGUUGAAGUCAUUUUUCUUAAGAUAAAUAUUAGAUGAAUCAGAUUAAAAGAAGCUGAUUUUUCGUUCUGCUGUUA